Molecule: messenger RNA, 7305 nt
Organism: Sapajus apella (tufted capuchin)
Lineage: Eukaryota; Metazoa; Chordata; Mammalia; Primates; Cebidae
Gene: PHF20
Product: PHD finger protein 20
Exons: 16
Coding region: 1867-4557 (896 amino acids)
Biological process (GO): regulation of transcription by RNA polymerase II
Cellular component (GO): MLL1 complex; NSL complex
Source: RefSeq, a predicted model, not a curated record
UUGUGUCACUGCACUCCAGCCUGGGCAACAGAGCGAGACCCUGUCUCAAAAAAAGAAAAGUGAUUUCUGUGUGAAGAAAAUUUCCUGCCUUAGUCCAAGAACCCUGUGUGAGAAAAUUGUUGCUAGACAUAGUAAACCAUUAAAGAAAGUGGUUUGAAUAGGAAUAUGUUAGGACAGCUUGUGCUAUUUUAGACAGGUUUACUAGCCUCAGGUAAGCUGAAUGAAUGAGAGGGCAAGAGAUAUAUAAUUGCCAUAUUCAUGUCCUUCUCCCCAUUUUACAGAGAGGAGUGGAUUUGGGGAAUACUCUCUUAUCUCCUUCAGUUGUAGUAUUUAAUUUGUCAGAUCAGGCAAUUAGCCAGUCUGCUGUCAAGAUGUCUUGUAUUUAUAGCAACUGUCAGUUGGAUUUGAGUAGGAAGACUAAUUUCAGGGUUUUUUAUGUCAUCUGUUAAUAUGUUUGAGCAAUUAAUGCAUGUAUAGUAGCAUUGGGAAUUAUGGAAAACAUACCCUUCCAGCCCUCUGUGAGGAAUAUACACAUUAAGGGGGCCUGAACUUGAGGAGUGAAAUUGGAAUAGGUUGCUGGAGCCUGAGAAUGUUGGAAUUAAAUAAACUGACAGAAUACAUGACCUUUGGGAAGAAUAAGAAGAGUGGAAUUCAUUUGCUAAACAUUUAUUGAUUACCUAGUAUGUACAAGGUACUGCAAUAAGUUAACAUCAAGCAAACUACCUUAGAGGAUGGUAAUGUAGGGUUAAAAAGUACACAGUAUACAGACACAAGAAAGCAGGACUGUUCAUUCAGGUAGCAAGUGUUUAUUAGGACAGCGCUGUACUAGGUGCUGGAUAUGAGAAAGGAAGGAAAUAGUACAAACCAGGUUGCAGGUAGAAAAUACAGAUAGAAUGUAAACUUUCUCAAUCUAGAAUAGCUAUUUGAUUAAUACAAGUGUUUUCAGAGAGCAACUGCAUACAAUAUUUUUAUUUUUAACCAUUUAUUUUUUGGAAUGAGCAAUACCUUUAUAUGGCUGAAAUAAGAAAGUAUUAUAAGGUAUACUGCAAAUGUCUUCCUCCUAUUUUUGCCACUACCACCCCUCCACCCCCCGCCCUGCCAUCCAGGUACCUCUCUUGUGUCAGGGAUAAAUGCUGAAAACAGAAACCAGUCUGAAUAUUUUAACCAUAAAAGGAUUUAACAUAGGAAAUUGGGUACUUAAUAAAGUUGUUGGAAGGGCUGGAAGAGUGGGACUCAAGGAGGCUGCCCUUAGAAUAUCAUUUUGAAAGGCCCAUAAUUACAGCUGUGAUCUAGAGGUCAGGAAGUCACUGCUGGCACUGCCAUAUGCACUACUGCUGCUUGAUACACAUGAAACUAAUGAUUAGACAUUAGGCUCUGGCUACUGCAAACCAGCAGCAGCAGUGGCAUCUGGGAGCAUGUGAAACCUCUUAGGCCCUAGCUUGGCAUACUGAAUUAGAAUCUUCAUUUCAACAGGAUACUCCGAUGAUUUACGUCUAUGUGGAACCUUGAUAGGCCUUGUACUGGAUCUGGCCACUAACCCAAGGGUCUUCAUGACCUUGGCUACCAAUUGUAAGGAAGUCAGGGAAAUGUAGUUGUUGAUUUUCCCAACUCUCAAUCUAGAAAGAAGGUUGAAUGGAGGUUGAAAGAGACCAUCUACUGAACUAACCCCACUUUUCCACAGGUAUCCAGCUCACAUAGAAGACAUUGACUACGAGGAAGGAAAAGUACUCAUCCAUUUCAAGCGUUGGAACCAUCGUUAUGACGAGUGGUUCUGCUGGGACAGUCCUUAUUUACGCCCUUUAGAGAAAAUACAGCUGAGGAAAGAGGGCUUACAUGAAGAGGAUGGAUCUUCUGAAUUUCAAAUAAAUGAGCAGGUCCUUGCUUGCUGGUCUGAUUGUCGUUUUUACCCGGCCAAAGUCACUGCUGUUAACAAGGAUGAAUAUUGUGGGUAAUGCUAGGCCUAAAGAAACAGAUCACAAAAGUCUUUCAUCAUCUCCUGAUAAACGAGAGAGGUUUAAAGAACAGAGAAAAGCCACAGUGAAUGUGAAGAAAGACAAAGAAGAUAAACCCUUAAAGACGGAAAAGCGACCCAAGCAGCCUGAUAAAGAAGGAAAGUUGAUCUGUUCUGAAAAGGGGAAAGUGUCAGAAAAAAGCCUUCCCAAGAACGAGAAGGAAGAUAAGGAAAACAUUUCAGAAAACGACAGGGAGUAUUCUGGAGAAGCCAAAGUGGAUAAGAAACCUGAAAAUGACAUUGUGAAGAGUCCACAAGAAAACUUGAGGGAACCCAAAAGAAAACGAGGCAGACCCCCUUCCAUAGCUCCUGCUGCUGUGGAUUCAAACUCUCAAACUUUGCAACCAAUAACAUUGGAAUUGAGAAGACGGAAAAUAUCAAAAGGAUGUGAAGUCCCAUUAAAACGUCCUCGGGUUGACAAAAAUUCAUCCCAGGAAAAGUCAAAAAACUACUCGGAAAACACUGACAAAGACUUAUCGAGGAGACGUUCCUCCAGGCUGUCCACUAAUGGGACCCAUGAGAUCCUAGAUCCUGACUUGGUUGUAUCAGAUUUGGUUGAUACGGAUCCUUUGCAAGACACGUUGUCUAGUACCAAGGAAUCUGAAAAAGGUCAAUUGAAGUCUGCUUUGGAGGCUGGCCAGGUCUCAUCUGCACUGACUUGCCACUCCUUUGGGGAUGGAUCUGGGGCUGCAGACUUGGAGUUGAACUGUCCGUCAGUGGGAGAAAACACUAUGAAAACGGAACCGACCUCUACCCUUGUGGAAUUACAAGAUAUUUCAACUGUGGAAGUAACAAAUACUUUUAAGAAAACAGAUGAUUUUGUGUCAUCUAAUGCGCCAGCUGUCGACCUAGACCACAAGUUUAGAUGCAAGGUUGUGGACUGUUUAAAAUUUUUCCGCAAAGCCAAACUGUUGCACUAUCACAUGAAGUAUUUCCAUGGAAUGGAGAAGUCACUGGAGCCAGAGGAGAGCCCAGGAAAGAGGCAUGUCCAAACCAGGGGCCCUUCAGCUUCAGACAAGCCCAGCCAGGAGACCCUGACCAGGAAGCGGGUCUCUGCCAGUUCCCCAACUGCAAAAGACAAGGAAAAGAAUAAAGAAAAGAAAUUCAAAGAGUUUGUGAGAGUGAAGCCAAAGAAGAAAAAGAAAAAGAAAAAGAAAACCAAACCUGAAUGCCCCUGCAGUGAAGAGAUCAGUGACACCUCCCAGGAACCUUCUCCCCCUAAGGCAUUUGCUGUUACCAGGUGUGGGUCCUCACACAAACCAGGUGUCCAUAUGAGCCCGCAGCUCCAUGGCCCAGAAUCUGGACACCAAAAAGGGAAAGUGAAAGCAUUAGAGGAGGAUAAUUUGAGUGAGUCCUCUUCUGAGAGCUUUCUCUGGAGCGAUGAUGAGUAUGGCCAAGAUGUGGAUGUGACCACCAAUCCAGAAGAGGAACUUGAUGGGGAUGAGCGCUAUGACCUUGAGGUGGUCCGUUGCAUCUGUGAGGUCCAGGAAGAAAAUGACUUCAUGAUUCAGUGUGAAGAGUGCCAGUGCUGGCAGCAUGGGGUCUGCAUGGGAUUACUGGAAGAAAAUGUGCCCGAGAAAUACACCUGUUAUGUUUGCCAAGACCCUCCAGGUCAGAGGCCUGGCUUCAAGUACUGGUAUGACAAGGAGUGGCUGAGCAGGGGACAUAUGCAUGGCCUGGCAUUUCUAGAAGAGAACUACUCCCAUCAAAAUGCCAAGAAGAUCGUGGCCACCCACCAGCUUCUUGGUGAUGUGCAGAGAGUGAUUGAGGUUCUGCACGGCCUGCAGCUCAAGAUGAGCAUCUUGCAAAGCCGGGAGCAUCCUGAUCUGCAGCUGUGGUGCCAGCCUUGGAAACAGCACUCAGGGGAGGGGAGAUCUCAUUCCAAAAACAUCCCUAUUACUGACACCAGGAGCAAGGAGGAAGCCCCAAGCUAUAGAACUUUGAAUGGGGCAGUGGAGAAGCCCAGGCCCCUGGCCUUGUCCCUGCCGCGUUCUGUGGAGGAGUCCUAUAUCACCAGUGAGCACUGCUACCAGAAGCCCCGCGCCUAUUACCCUGCCGUGGAGCAGAAGCUGGUGGUGGAGACAAGGGGCUCUGCCCUUGACGAUGCGGUUAACCCCCUCCAUGAGAACGGCGAUGAUUCCCUCUCCCCGCGCCUGGGCUGGCCUCUAGACCAAGACAGGAGCAGGGGGGACAGUGAUCCCAAACCCAGCUCCCCAAAGGUGAAGGAAUAUGUCUCCAAAAAGGCCCUACCAGAAGAAGCCCCUGCUCGGAAGCUGCUGGACAGAGGCGGAGAGGGGCUGCUGAGCUCCCAGCACCAGUGGCAGUUUAACCUGCUGACCCACGUGGAAUCUCUUCAGGAUGAAGUCACACACAGGAUGGACUCCAUUGAGAAGGAGCUGGACGUGUUGGAGAGCUGGCUGGACUACACUGGGGAACUGGAGCCCCCUGAGCCGCUGGCCAGGCUUCCGCAGCUCAAGCAUUGCAUCAAGCAGCUGCUGACGGACCUCGGCAAGGUGCAGCAGAUCGCCCUCUGCUGCUCAACAUGAAACUGGGCACCCAAAACUCAUGGGGGCACAAUCCUAGGGCACCCACAGGUGGAGCUUCGCAUAUUUAAAUAAAUAAACCUAGCAUGCUGAAUGCACGUGACACCGACUGACUUCAGGGAUCUGGGCUAGGAAUGUGAUGGACAUUGGACAAAGUGGCCAUUUUGGCUGCUGGAGGACACUCUGAUCUUGAAGCCUACCAGAAAGGUAGCAAAUAGACUCUUGGGAUUCCCUUCUUCUGUGCACAUCGUUGAAUGAAGAGAGUCUUUUUGCACAAACUUCACUUGAAAUCGUGCCACUGAUGAUAAAUGGAAUGAGAGCCAAAAAAGUUUAGUUGGAGACAGUUGUAAAUUCAAUUUGCAGUUUAUUUAAUUGACUUUUCUGUCAGGUUGGGGCACAUACCAGCUCCCUGGUUUCUGCCUGGCAUGGUGUUUAGGCAGCAGACAUCAUUUUCCUUUUCUAGCUUCAUGGGAAUGUUGUGACCUCACCAUGCUGUGGAGGUUGGGAAGGAGCAGAGUCUUGGCUGCCCUGCUUUCUCCUUAGGACUCUUCACUUUUCUCACCACAUCUCUUGCAUGACUUCAUGGUACUGGGGACAAGUUUGUAUGCUUUCACCCCAGAGCUGGCUGGGUUAUGGCUUUUGUAGCAGAGUCCAUACAGCCUAUGGAAGAACUAGAAUAUCACGGUAAUAAGAAUCUAGGAAGAAUUCCAAACUGAAGCAGGCAGGGUCUGGAACCCAAAGGACAGCAUUUUCUAUCCACUUCUUAAUAUUGACAGCUUCCCAAUUCUAUUUAAUGUCCAAAAAAAAAUGUUUCCCAAAAUUUUGAACUCUUUCACUGUAAAGAUUUGUUAAAAGAAUGUGGUUUAGGGAGUUACCUUAUUUUAUAUUGUUGUAAACAAACUUCAGAUUCUAUAUGUGCCGCUUUUCUCCUUCCUGAAGGGUAUGUUGAGUAGUCAGUGUUUUCAGAAUUGUUUUGUUACUAUAUUUUAACAUUUAAAAUUUCCUGUUUGUAUUAUUUUGUGAGAUCAAGGUGAUUAUGCUGCUUAAGGUCCAGGUACAACCUAUUUGUACCUUUUGAGACAAUAUUUGUGUUACUUUUGCAGGUUACGGUUCCACAUAUAAUUGCUAUAUUUUGUUUUUCCUUACUAGGCAAAGUUAAAAUAUUCCAUGCUUUGAGUAGUGACCCAUUUCACUACUUCGUUUUCUUAUCACUAUAAGGCAGAAAUCAAAGCACAGUUGUCCAUUAACACUUAGAAGUUAAUUAUGGGUUUAUGAGUCUGUAAUGUUAUAUUGCUGCAAACAUUUACUAUGUAAACGUGAAGUAGCCAAUAAUAUCUCAAUUGUAGUAACAGUAUCUUUAGUGACCUUUGGAAUAGUUAAGCACAGGUCAUUGUGGUCAUGAAUUCAGGCCUCUGUACUAAGAUCUAUUUCAGGGAAUGCUCUGUCUAGUGAUUUGUUCACCAUUUGAUAUAUAAUGAAUUAUAGGACAAGUAUAAGCUGAUCUGCUAUAUAUCAGAGAGAAUACAUGUGGCUAUACGUCUGUAACAAAACUGACGAUUCCUCUACAAGAGGCUGUUUCUCACUGCUGAUGUUGGUGUUUCUGUGUGGGAAGAAAUGCACAGGCGUGCACGGCAUGUACGUUCAGACAGCUGCAUUGUACGAAUUCUGUUAUGCAGUCUGAAAAGGGAAGAAACAGGAUGGCCUUCUGUAGCCACAACUGUGAGGUGUGAUGAUUGAUUGUUACAUUAUUAGAUUACUGAUUUUUCUUUUCUGAAAAUACAUUUGAGUUUUAAUCACAUCUGUGGAAGCUGUAACUUUUAAAGUAGUCAAUUUCAUGUCUUCUUCAAAGAUGGAAGCAGAAACUGAAUUACCCUAAUUUUGCCGACUGUCCAUUAUUGGGUUUAUUGUUUGAUUUUUAGUAAAGGAAGUUAUCCCAUUUCACUCAUUGUGACUUUUGUUCUUAGGGAAGCAGAGAAGUCUCCCCAAGUUCUUGUAACCUCAGUGUGCUUCCCUAAUUUAAAGCCAUGUUGAGGGGCUCCAUUACCAAUUCCUAGGUCAAGGUGAAUUAACCCUAAGUUGGAGCACUGGAAACCGUUAUUUGCAAACAUUGCUGUUACAAUUUAGAAAUAUGUGCACUACCGGCCGGGCGCAAUGGCUUACACCUGUAAUCCCAGCACUUUGGGAGGCCGAGGCAGGCGGAUCACCUGAGGUCAGGAGUCCAAGACCAGCCUGUCCAACAUGGUGAAACCCCGUCUCUACUAAAAAUACAAAAAUUAGCUGGGCAUGGUGGCAGUCGCCUGUAAUCUCAGCUACUCGGGAGGCUGAGGCAGAAUUGCUGGAACCCAGAGGCGGAAGUUGCAAUGAGCCAAGAUCACACCACUGCACUCUAGCCUGGGUGACAACAGCAAGACUCUGUCUCAGAAAAAAAAAAAAGAAAAAAGAAAAAAAAAGAAAUAUGUGCACUACCUAAGUUUUGUCUUUUGAGAAAAACUAUCCACCUAUAAAGAAUUACCUUGACAAAAAUAGUUCCGGUUUGACUAAUCAUUUUGUUCUUUAAGUGGUAAGUGUAUGCAAGGUGGAUCCUUGAUGAGCCAACAUUGCACUGUGGAUACAUAUCUAUGUUUACGCGCUAUUAGAACAGAAGGCGCUGUAUAUAGAAGUGUGCUUUGAAGCAAUAUUUGCAAAACAUGCAAACUUCUGUAUCUGUAUUUGGAAAAAAUAAAACAGGUUCUUGUUGCUAUGUUUCAGUUA